AUGGUUCAAAAAGCACUCGACAGAGCGGUGGUUAGACAUUUCGUGAGGAAAGGCUAUAAAGAAUUAAAAACCGCUUCACCAAAGACAAUAACAGAAACGGAUAGACCCGGAAGAGGAAAACUCGUCAAAUUUGAAUCAAGUGAUCAAAUUUCUUUGAAACAAGCGUUUAACUUUAUGCGCUAUUACCCCGUUCUAUACGAGCAAGAAACUGAAUACGCCACAGAAUUCGAAAUACCAAUUGGAGAACAAAUUGAAAAAUUUAAGUUCAAAAAUAAAGAGGACGGGACGUUUUCACUAGAAGUUGUACGUGAAGGAGGGAGUGUUGAAAUAGAUCUGUCUAAUCUUCAGGAGACAGUUAAAUUUCUUUCUGACACCACAUCGAAGCAUCCCUUUGUAAUUGAAACGAUAACAGAUGCCUUUUUAAAGGCAUUAGAUGAGCGAUUAAGCAGUCAGCCAGAUUUUAAGACAGAAUUACAAAAUCGUGAUCCAAAAGGUACAGUAACCCCGCAGGAGAUGGAGAAGGCUUUUCAAGCAGGCAGAGAACUUUUGGCUGCAAUUGUCAUAAAAAGGCUCACUUUAGAGGAAUUAAAUCCUCCCGAAUGGCUUCAGAAGACAAACGAAGGUAUUGGUUUGAAAAUGCAGCAGGUUAGAGAAAAGCAAAGCAACGAGAUUGCGGAUGAAGAAGAAACGAAACUAAAAUUUGAGUUCACCCAGAGCAUGCUUAAAACUAGUACGGAGGCUGUUGAGGAAUGGGAAAAUUUGAAGACUCAAAAGGUUAUAAUCGAAGAAAAUGAAAUGGGAACGGAUAAAAAGGAAUAUUUAAAGGUGACAAUCCACGAAACCGAUAAGGUAUCCCUUAGAGAAAUAUUUAAACUACUACAAUUUUAUCCUGAAUUGUACAAAAGCCAGAGAGGAAAACAAACAAGAUUCGAAGUCCAAAUUGGGGGAAAAACAAGGAGAUUCCGUUUGAGUAAAGCACCUUUGGGUGUAAACCAAGUGUUGGUUUAUACUGCCAAUGAUGAUUGGCCUGGCACUACGAAAAGAGGCACAAGAGGUAAUCUGUGGGCACCUGAUUACGAUACUAUGGUAGACGAAGUUCUUGCUAAAUUUCCUGACCAUGAGAAGCUAGCCAAAGCUAUGCUCAAUGCCGUCGACAGCAAACUCAACAGUCAACCUGAUUUCUCAGCAGAUCUGAAAAUUCCGGGGGAAAGCACAGAUCGACAGUCUGCUGACACUGUUCGAGCUACCGUAGAAUUUAUGAUCAUUUCCAUGGUUGCAGAGGCGGCUCAACCUACCGAUGAGUUUAAAGACACCUUCUUUACAGAGCUAGAAAAAACGAUAGAGGAACAAAAGAGAUUCCCAGAAAGUAAAGAUAUUCCUAAACUUGCUGACUUAAAAGGAAAAGCUGGGCGAAGUCCAUCAAUGGACGAUGUUGUCGAAGGCAUGCUCAAAAACGUUGGACCUGGUAGUAAAAUAGAUAAAGUGUUUAGCGAACAAAAUUUCCCAGUAAGAAAGAAAGGUGGAACGCAGGAAGGGCGAAAACUGAUACAUGCAAAAGGAAGUGAACUAGUUCCUUCACAUCUUAUUCGCCAACGUUCCGCUGAAGAACACGAUUUAAGUCUUCUCGACAACAAAGUCGAAGAAGAGUGCACACGGCGUCGAAGAAAACGCAAUGCUUGCUCACUAAAGAAUAGAAAUUCUGCUACUAUUGAUGAGAAGUCUAUCAAAAUUACUGAGGACCGGGUUGAGUUUGACGUUGUAGACCGUCGUGAUGCAAACCAACGACAGCAUGUUCAGUUGCAAAUAAGCCCUGAAGAGUUGGCUACUCCCAAACUUAUUAAAGACAACCUAUCAAAUUCUCGACGAGCUGGUAUGAGUGAGACCUACGCCAAGAUAAAUAGAGGUUUAGCAGUUCAUGGUCUGAUAUUCUCCGUUCUUGCCGCUGGAAGAUACUUUGAGGAAGGUGAAAACUUUAGAGGUGCCAUGACUGUCGCCCAGUCCGCUCACACAGUUGGAGGUAUAACUGGUCUCAAUGAGAUAGCCUCUAAAGUUGGUCAGCGAGUGCUAGGUAGUGCAGCUAAAGGGUUGGCGAAAGGCCUAAACUUAGAGAAAGGAUUGGAGAGGUUAUCCACUAAGGUGGAAAGGUUCGCAGAGAGGGGAGUUGGACAGUUGCUUGGUGCAGUUCCCGGGGUAGGACUUGCAUUUGAUAUCUACUUUAUUGAACAGGACAUAGAAGAGUUGGCCAACUUAGAUCUUAAUAACCCUGAGGACCUCAAACUGUUGCCUCUUCGUGUAAUAGAUUUAACACUGGACGUGAGCACGACGGUACUGAACCUGGUAGGAACAUUUUGUCCUUUAGCAGAAGUUGUUACUGAGCCUCUUGUGAUUGUUCUGUCAAUAAUACGAAUGGCUAUUGAUGAUUUCUAUAUUGAUAUUAUGGCGGAGAUAGAGAAGAUUAAUUGGAAAAGCCCAUGGGCCGGAUUGGAGUUUCUUGGAGCUCUAGUAAAAGGUUUCCAGGAUGGAGCCGCAGAUUUCUUAACAGGUGGCUUAAGAAGGCAGAUGGAAUCCUAUAGAAAGCAGGAACAAAAUGACAAAAAGCUCAUUCAGGACCUGAAAAACCCAGAUAACUAUUACAAGAUUGUUGGGGAAAAAGAAGGGGGUGGGGAUACAAUUGAUUUCACACAAGGGAAACUUUCCAGUUUUGGCGGCUAUAUCAACUUCAGGCUUCAUGAUAAUAAUCGUGCUACUAUAGAAAUAGGGGAUGUCAGCGGCAGUCAUGAAACAAUACGCAAGACAUUUACAGUUGAUCCCAAUCUUACAGAUAUCGUGCUCGGAAUAGGGGAGGCCCGGACUUUCGAAUACAAGCAAGAAACCGCCAAGCUUUGGUUUGUUAUUCCAGUUAAGACAUACAAUGUCAUUUGUGGCGAAAGUCUCCACGGGAAAUCCGUUUACGGAACUUACUAUGGAAAUUCCAAGGACAAUACAUUUUAUGCCGUGCAAAAACCAAAGCCAACAACAAAACCACCUGGGAAAAAGGAAGGAGAAGAGGAAUGUAACUUUGGAAGUCUAAAUUUGAAGUUUGUUACUGGGAAUUACCAUUACAAUCUGUAUGGGCGGGGUGGCAAAGACACCUUUUACCUCGGACCGGAAAUGUCCUCUGUCACCGGAGGAUCAGGAAGUGACCUGUUCAUCAUCCAGUCAGAUGGCGGAAGAACAGUAAUUGAUAAUUUUGCUGAAGAUAACAUGCGCGACAUCAUUGUCAUCAACGUCAACUUUGAUAAUAUCCGAUGUCAUCAGAGUGGGGUUGAUCUUGACGUCACUUAUUCCAAGAGUCAUCACAUUCGUAUCAAGAACUGGUUUAUUCCAGGUGAUCCGACGUAUUACCGUCACGUCUCAUUUCGAAGCCAGGACGGGGUCAUUUUCGUCCCCAAACAAACACUAAAUAGUGGCCCGAUUCACACUGUUCAAUGCGUGGCGGUAGCUUUGGAUCUAGGCGCAGCAAAAACAGCUCAAACAGUAUCACUGCAUGAUAUUAAAUACAGUCAAGUGAAACAAGUAUCAGGAUCAGAAUACUCUGAUAUUAUUGUGGGUAAUGACGUCAAUAAUAUCCUGGAUGGAAGCCUUGGAGCUGACCACUUGUCCGGAGGAAAGGAUGAGGAUACCUAUAUCAUACGGGCAAAUGAAGGCCCCGAUGUUAUUGACAAUAACGCAGAUGAUUAUUUAAACACUACUGACGUUGCAGUAUUUGAUGUGCCCUUUGAAAUGAUAGAAGUUAAAACAAAGGGUACCAGCCUCUCUGUAUCAGAUAGGAACGAUGCAGAAACUUCGUGCUUUUCAAUAACAAAGUGGACCUUAGGAGAACAGUACAGACAUAUACUAUUUACCUCUAAAGAUCAUGUUGUCUUCAAAGUGUCUACAAGCGCCGACGGAACUGUAUCCAAAGUGCCAAUGAUGUUGGAUUUCAAAACGUCCGAAGUCGGAAUUUGUGUUGAUUUGUCAGAUUCAACGACGAAUCCCAAGUGCAUCAAACCAACUGGUUACAUCAACGUUGCCACAGUAUCCGAUUCCCCACAUAAUGACCACAUAGUAGGAAAUGCACAGACUAAUUUUUUAAGCUGCACUGGAGGAGAAGAUUAUCUUGAGGGUGGUGAAGGUACUGACAAUUAUGUCGUCAAGAAAACAUGCCAAAAAGCAACAAUCAACAAUUUUGACAGUCGCCACAAAGCAGAUUUAGUGUACCUAGAGGAAACGUUCCUGAACUUAGCCGUGCAAAAGGAUAGCAAAGAUUUGAAGGUUACCUCAAAGCACGUGACACCUACUUUGGUACUUCGCGAUUGGUUUAACUCAGCUGACUACCAACAUCUUGGAAUACGAACUAUUGAUGGAAUAACACUGAGAAUAAACGACAGUACAACGGUGAAACUUGAGCCAUAUGAAGUGUCCAAGGAUCCCACUGAAUGCCAAUGCACGCAGGAAAGCUGUGCGAAGGGGGUGAUAACAUAUAAUCUUGACGUUGAUCCUUGGAAAAGCAUGGUCCGUUUUGAAUUAAAAUCAAGUCACUGUAGUUACAAAAUCUAUGGUAACCAACUUAACAAUUACAUUGAUCCCGGUUCAGGCAAUGGUUAUAAUUAUCAGCACCUGGAAGGAAGGAAUGGAUCUGAUUCCUACGUAUUAAAUCACGGAUAUGGGGAGUUUAAUGAAGUCAACAACUAUGCAGAUGACGACAAAGUAGAUACGCUUCAGCUGGGAAUGGAUUUUGAAGAUAUCAAUGUUUAUUUCCAUGGCCCUAAUGACGCCAUUCUUGCAUCAAAGUCGCGACCUAGCUCCCUCAGUGUUCGAAUUCUGGAUUACUUCCGUGGUGUGAAGUAUCAGCAUCUUCAGAUUAUAUCUGCAGACAAAGUAAUCUUUAAUAUUAGCAAACAAUACCCGUACAAAAAGGUCAUCGCCGUCGACCGUAGAAUCGUCGAUUCACCGCAAAACAUCGAUCCUCAAAGGAAUGCUAUAAUCGCCGAAGCCGAAGAUUUGUUGGGAUCGCUUACCUCAACCAACAAUCUGACAGGUAGUAAUACAACAAAGCAAAUUGAAGGUGGUGCUCAGGCUGACGUUCUUAGUGGAGGAGAAACAGGAACAAUUAUUGAAGCAAGACAGGGUAACGACACCAUUUAUGGUGGGGCUGGUAAUGAUAUCAUUUUUGGUGGAGAUGGCGAUGACGUCAUCUAUGGUGACACUGGGGAUGACUACAUUUAUGCUGGAGACGGAUCAGACAUUAUUGAUGGUGGUAAUGGUAUUGAUACACUUGCGUUUAAAGGGGAUGGCUUUCUUCGCAAGGGAGUCACCGUUGAUCUCUAUAUUGGCUUUGGAAAAGGAGUUGAUGCCGAAGGAGAUAUCUAUAAGAGCGUCGAAAACGUAUAUGGAACCAUUCACAAUGAUCUUUUGACUGGAUCUGAUUUCGAUAACAAGCUCUAUGGAUUAGGAGGAGACGAUACACUGACUCCUCAUGGCGGGGUUGAUGAACUUGUUGGCGGAGAAGGAAAAGAUUUGUACUUACUCUAUAAGGCUUCUGGGUUAAAAAUAAUCGAUAACUACGCUGAUGAUGAAGUUGAAGAUACGCUUUCCUUGGUUCAUUUGAAUUCCACAGACGUGUGUAUUUUCUUAAUUGGAGACGAUUUACAUCUACAAAUUGAUAAAUCUAACCUGGGAUCCGUGAUUUUUGACGACGAUCCUUUAGCAGUGAUUAUCAGAAACUGGUAUGUGGAUGCAAAAUACAGACACCUUACAGUGCUAUUCAGUAACACUCUGUGGGAAGAUUUUGCUCUAUCCGCUGUCGCUGAAGAACUGGAGAUGCUCGGAAGUGGUACCAGCUUCAUCGAAGAAAAAACUGACUUGCAGGUUGUUUCUAGUAACGCCACGGACGUAAGGUUGUCGUGGAAGCCAACAGACAACGUUUUGGUAUAUUCAGAAACUAAGCUUUUUGUGGUACAUUUCAAACAGCUGGCACCAGAAACUUUGAAGGAAACUCAGGUUGAUCACCAAACAUCAUUUAGUGUUUCAUCUCUUGACCCAGCCUCCCACUACGUCUUCGCUUUGGCAUUAACUAAGUGCGACGCGACAGUUGCAGUUUCUCAGACGCUUUUAACCUACGGACGCGAAAGGUCAUGUCCCUCGGUAAAAGUUCCACACUCUGUUGUUAAAUACACUCCUUCUACCUCUGCAUCAGCCCCUCCUCAUGGCACAGUUGCUAGUGUAAAAUGUGAUGUCGGAUAUAACAUUUAUAACACCAACUCUGUAACGAAUACAACAUGCUUAGAUCAAGAAUGGAUCCCCUCCCUACCGGUUUGUGAGAAAAUUAAACAAUGCCCUGUCCCUACGAAGCCGACUAAUGGAUCAGUUUCAACAGAUGGACACGAAGAAGGAUCAAAAGCUUAUUUCGUUUGUCACAAAGGAUUCUUGCUGAAGGGAACAAAGGAGCGAACGUGCGUAAAUGGUGCUUGGGAUGGAGAAUUUCCUAAUUGUCAACUGCUAAGUUGCCCAAAACCGCCAGCUGUUGAGUAUGGAUCGUAUAUUCCCUGUGAUUAUAUCAAGCAUUCGAAGACGUAUGGAACAAUGGAUAGUCCCCUUGAAGGCUAUUGUGUUAAGCUUGAAUGUGCCAACUUAUACCUACCAAGUCAUGUGUUUCAUGGUAAAACGUACCGUCCUCGAUGGGAAAGUGACUGGGAGAUACCACAAGGCGGACGAGUGUGCAGCGAUGGAAAGUGGAUUGGUUAUGUGGAAGACAUCUGCGAACCCACUGCUAGGCUUACCAGUGUGGUGGCUCAGUGGAAUAAAAAAAGUGGAUUGCUUCAGCUAUGGCAUAGUGACUAUUGGAAAAAUGCUUCGUCUACCCCAUCACAAGACAUUUUACAUCUUUCCUGCAAAAGUGCAGGUAUAGACAAUCCUCAGCAAGUAACGCACAGCUCAACUAGCUCCCAAGUUCGAGUAGACUGCUCCAGGCUACGUUUGACGCAGCCGAAGCCAACCAUCUAUGAAGGGAAAGUUGAACAAUUAACUGACGAUGGUACUUGGGAGGGAAUAUGUGUCACAGAAAUUGGAACAACGGCAAGUCAGUUUGCAAGCACGGAGAUAUGCGAGUCACUUGGAUUUAACUACAAGUCUGCCGUUGUUGGCAUCAGCACUGGAUGGACAGACCACACACUAGUUUGUUCAUCGUAAGUAAAUAGUAACUGAUUAGUAAACUUUUGCAAGUGCAAGACAUAGUAAGACUUUCUUUUCUGAAACGAGUAAGGUAUUGAUAGAAAUUUAUUGAUUCUAGCGGGUAGUAAGUAUUUAGCUAUUUCGUCUUCGGAUAGCCGUGAAUGCCAUGUUCUUUUACAGUUCACUAAGAAAUAAACACCUAGGCUGCUAAGCCUGCCAAGGUUGAUCGAUCAUCAUAAUUUAUACCAUCGAUUUGAUGGAGUUAAUUUUGAAUUGCUCACAUCUUCCCAUUAUGUUUAGCGCCAGUUGGUUAUAAAGAAUUAGCUGGGGAAUCAGGAACGGUUAAAUUUUUUGAAUGAAUAAUAAAAUGCAUUACUAUCCACAUGUUGCAGUGAAACGAGCAUUUGUGAAUUAAUAGAAAGCAGACGACAGUGUAACACUAUGGUAAGAUGCAGGCAGAAGUGUACUAACAGUUUCCCAGUUCCUCAUGGUUAUACAGAAUGUACAGGUAGUUAUGAAGAUGACACAUGCACAGUUCAUUGUGACGACGAUUACAAACUUCAAGGUGACUCUAAGAUUUUUUGCAAAGGAGGUGUGUGGAAAAAUCAAGAUGCAAAGCCGGCUUCUUCCCAAUGUAAAGAUAUAGGUGUGUGUCAAUUAAUUUCUCAUGAGCAUAGUAAAUUCAUAGAUCGGUCUCACAUAACGGUGGUUACAAUGGUGUACCAAACCAAGGAAACGGCAGCCAUGUUGGUGUAACCGAAAAAUCAGUCCUGCGGGGGUUGAACCGUUCAUAUCACGUAGACGUUUUGUUUUGUUGCAAGAAAUUUGCAUUAACAGCUGGACACGCGUGUGAAAACGAGCUAUAUCACAUUCAGGAUAUCUUUAAAAAAUCCUCUUUUAAGCCUCUACCCUCUCAAAUAAGCUCCUUCUCUCUCAUAAGCCCCCCUCUGAUCUAUUCUACACCACCCUCUCCCCUCCUCUCCCCCUUAUUUUUCCUUUGCAAUCACCAAUAACUGAUAGACUGUAUUAAUCAAUCAGAGAAUCACGACUGUAAAACUUCGUGUGGAUUGAUCCAGGAUGAUUUAUUCACCAACUGGAAGUUCGAAAUUGUGUUAUUUUUGGUAUCUCGUCUAUAUGACCUUCAACUUCUUGUAGUUGAGCUUUUCUAGUUUAUAUUCUAGUUCGUAAGGAAGAACUGAUACCAUCUUCAAAAGUGUUUGAAAUAAUGAAGGCCCCGGAGGUCUUAAAAGAGGAUUUACGGUGACAAUCCGGUUACAAACUUGUUUACAGUCAUAUGUUACAAACAGAAUAGCUUAGGGAUACAGAUAAUAUAGUUUUAAAGAUGGCGAGUCUAAAAAGGAAUUGAUGUAUCGCCGCAUGAAUCCUGUUCAAGUGAUGGUUCACUUAUUAGCAGAUUUCAUCAGUUUGGUAUUGUUGAUAGUCGACAGGCCCGGAGAUAGUUUAAUAAAACCUCAUUAACAAAUGUCAUUUACAAGUGUACAUAUUUUUAAAGGGUCUGAAAAAAUAGGUACACUUGUAAAUUACACUUUUAAAAGUUUUAUUAAAUUGAACCCUGGUGAUUAAGUAUAACAGAAUGGUGUACACCGCCUUUCGCCCGAAACACAUUACUUGCGCGUCGUGAACAAUGUAUUAAUCAUUUGCAUAAAAACAAAAACGCGUGGCCACGAAAGACAUAGUUAUGUUUGAUUUCCCUGGUGGCAGGAAAUGCGUACAAGAAAUUAUAAACGAAAUCAUCUAAUUGAAAAUGAGAGACAUGAGUAAAAAGCUAAAGCAAGCUUAAGGUAGAGGUACAAUUUUUUUAUUUAUGAUGGAAGAAGUUCUAUUUUCUAUGUUGAAAGCGGAGACCCAUAGCCACGAAAAUUUGGUUGUCUAUCCAUCCGAGAAAUUUUGGUAGUCGUGUGAUAGGACGUCCGUCCGUCGUCCGUACCACAGAGCAGUCAAUGUGAAAUGUCACACUUUUUAGCCAGUGUGGGAGCCUGCAACCUGAUAUUGCACUUCCAUGUUGUGGGCACUUCACAGGUGUCAAAACGGGUAUCACAUGACCGUAUCGCGGGCUCAAGUGUCAAACCAUCGAGGUUGCGUGUUAUUUAAGUUCUCCACUGACAAGUUACUAAGAUCGCAGGCUCAACUCCAAGUGCAUUUCUUUGCAAUGGUUACAACAUUAUUGUUUGAAGUUAAUUUUAACUUUAUUAUUAACGAGAACUUCACCUUUAAUCUUAGCUAAAUCUAUCUUAUUGUUUACAUAAGUCGUUUUUUUUUUUUCAGAGACUCUCUUCGAAGUUGAACUCGAGCAACUUGUCAAGGAUAACAGCAAGAAAAGCCAUAAAGAGUUGGCCGUUUUUCUGAGGGAUAAAAUGGUAGAUAGUUAUCCCACUCAAUAUUGGGUGGUUACCGUGUAUGACGAUAUCACGGGUUAUGAUAAACACGCUUUUGUUGGUUUUCGUAUCGGCUAUAAGUUUAGAUAUUAUGGGGUUAAUUAUGUUGUUACACGAUAUCCUAAAAAUCCUGCUCGCACUCUUGGUGUCCCAAUAUCAGAGGUGGUAGGCUCAAUAAGUCAAAACGAUGCUAAAGACGUCCGUGAUAGUAUUGAGAGUAAUUUUGAUACACGUGGCUUAACUUUCGCCUCAAUACACGUCGUUAAAAGAAAAACAGGGACAAAAGGCUGGUGGCUUGGCAAACAUUCGGUUGGACCAGAACUUAGUACGGCACAUUCUAUUCCUGUGAACAACUAUUUCUGGAAAGAGUUUCCGGAUGUUAUUGUCAUAGUCGUUGCUCCUCGUUAG
Messenger RNA from Porites evermanni, 9995 nucleotides. Lineage: Eukaryota; Metazoa; Cnidaria; Anthozoa; Scleractinia; Poritidae. The record is from the annotation of a GenBank genome assembly.